GCUUGCUUUUGUCACUUCUCGUAACCCUUCGUCACAAUUCUCGUCCCAAUUAUUUCUCUCUGACUGUGAGUCGCACACGGUGACCAGUACUGACCCAUACACGAGAAAGAUAGAGGGAGCGAAGGAGGGGCAAUUUUACGAUUCCAUGGAACCCAAGGAUCAAGGUAAACCCUCCAUGAAGAAACUUCUACUCAUACUCAACUGCAUCCUAUUAUCCAUAGGCAACUGCGGCGGCCCACUGAUAAUGCGUCUUUAUUUCAUCCAUGGAGGCAAGCGAGUGUGGCUCUCGAGCUGGCUCGAAACCGGUGGCUUUCCGAUCAUCCUCCUUCCCCUCGCGUUAGUAUACUUCCAACGCCGCGCCACCAAAGGGCCGGGAACCGAGCUCUUCUUCAUGAAGCCACCUCUGUUCCUUGCCGCCGCCUUCAUAGGAAUCAUCACCGGCUUGGACGACUACCUCUAUGCCUACGGAGUGGCACGCCUUCCCGUUUCGACCUCCGCUCUGAUAGUCGCCAGUCAGCUCGCUUUCACAGCGGGCUUCGCUUUCCUUCUGGUGAAGCAGAAGUUCACCUCGUACUCGAUCAACGCGGUGUUUUUGCUGACCGUUGGAGCGGCGAUCUUGGCUUUGCACACGAGUAAUGACCGUCCGAAGGGCGAAUCGAGUACGGAGUAUCUUGCAGGGUUUUUAAUGACGCUGGGAGCAGCGGCGCUGUAUGCGUUUCUGCUGCCGUUGGUGGAGCUGACGUAUAAGAAAACGAAGCAGGAGAUAACAUAUUCGUUGGUGAUGGAGAUUCAGAUGGUGAUGUCUUUCUUUGCCACUCUUUUUUGCACAGUAGGGAUGCUGAUCAACAACGACUUCAAGGCAAUACCGAGAGAGGCAAAGGCAUUCGGACUCGGGGAAACGAAGUACUAUGUGGUGAUGGUUUGUAGUGCAAUUAUUUGGCAGACAUUCUUCUUGGGAGCAAUAGGAGUAAUCUUUUGUGCCUCGUCUUUACUCUCCGCUGUUAUUAUUGCUGUUCUACUCCCUGUAAUAGAGAUCCUAGCAGUCCUUUUCUACCAAGAGAAAUUUCAAGCUGAAAAAGGAGUUGCCUUGGUGCUUUCUCUUUGGGGAUUUGCUUCAUUCUUUUAUGGAGAGAUGAAACACAACAAGAAAAAGAAGAAGCAAACCCCAGAAGCAGAGAUGUCUCAAAUUCCUGGUCCAUGAUACCCCCCCGAAAAAACAAAAAACAUUGUUGUUAUCUAUCUUAAUUUUCCCUGGUGGGGUACAUGAUUUAAUAUUAAAGUUUGAAUACAAGCAAGGCUGUGGCCGGCUUAUUCAAAUAGGAUAAUUUCAUUUGCCAAAGCUAGCUAGCUCACCUUAAGAAGGCGACGUUCAAUAUGUCCUAUAUAUAUGUUUUUAUCUCUUCAGAAUGUAUAGUAGUCAAUGUAUAUCGAUCGCAUGAUUAAGAAAUAUAAUUUAGUUUUUAAUAUU
Molecule: messenger RNA, 1468 nt
Organism: Juglans regia (Persian walnut)
Lineage: Eukaryota; Viridiplantae; Streptophyta; Magnoliopsida; Fagales; Juglandaceae
Product: purine permease 1-like
Exons: 2
Coding region: 146-1201 (351 amino acids)
Cellular component (GO): membrane
Molecular function (GO): purine nucleoside transmembrane transporter activity
Source: RefSeq, a predicted model, not a curated record